AUGGCGCACAAUUCACUCAUCGUAACAUCCGCACUGACACUCAUCGUCAUGUCGCUUCUCCCACCCGUGCUCUCAGUCAGCAAAGUCUUCGGUCUCGGUCCCGGCCCACAGAUCGUAUCCGAUCAAUUCCCGUCUCAGUUUGCCUACCCCCUAGACCAGCAAGACGCCAGCUUCGCAUGCUCGCCCUUCACGCCUCUCUUCAUUGAUGGUCCCAUCUUCGUCUCUCGCACAGCGCGCAUUGGUGCUGGCCCUGAACCCCAAUUCCAGGUCUACGGUGCCUCUCUACGACAUACUCUGAUCGAGCCUUGGUUGGAGCCUGUCAACAUGACCGAUCAGAUUGUUCUUGCCGACUCCACCGCGAAAGCUUUUACGAUGAACGAUCCCACCGUUGCAUUUCAGAUCACAUUCCUCGAGUAUUCGGGUGUCAAGUUCACAUACUCCAACUACGAUCCAGAGACGCGAUGUUUCGACGUUGCGCUGAAGCGGAAGUGGAAGUCGAAAUGGAGAUUGACGGUCGGAGAGACGCCCGAGGCGAAGGAUCUCGAUACUCUGAACAGCUUGAACACGGGAACGAAGUUUUGUAAGGACAAUCUGGUUAUUCGGUUGAGUCGACAGCCUUUGAAGAGAUACUAG
Pseudozyma hubeiensis SY62 is the source of this 633-nucleotide messenger RNA. RefSeq names its product phosphoketolase. Bases 1 to 633 code for a protein of 210 amino acids. The record is from RefSeq and is a predicted model, not a curated record. The transcript is spliced from 2 exons. NCBI's taxonomy places the organism in Eukaryota, Fungi, Basidiomycota, Ustilaginomycetes, Ustilaginales, Ustilaginaceae.